AUGUUCACGGGAGAACCAAGCCUCUUUCAUCCUCCCAUUCAUCAAAUUAUUUCAAUACUCCAAACUCCAUCACCAGUAUAUAUCAUUCUUACUACGAAUGGCACAGUACUCGUUUCCGAUUCAAUGGCUCGGAGCAAUUCACUACUUUCUCUCCUGAGAGAAUUUCAUGAUCACUGCGAAGAAGAAAAUGAAAAUUCUUUUAUAGUUUUGGAAGAAACUCAUGUCAUACGUGGUGUAGAUACAACAGUGAUGAAAAGUCAUUUCUUUUCCGAAUUUGAAUCUGUAUUUUUCAAGUACUCGUUCUUUGAGCUUUCCAGAUUAUUGGCCUAUCUUGCUGAAAUGCGAGUGAACAAGACAAACCAUGCCAAGACUGAGAUUGUGACGAUUUAUUGUCGUAAGGAUUCGUACAGACUGGCCAUGAAAGCUCUUGAAUCAAUCAAUUUCAGUGGAAAAGAAAAAGAACAAACACAGUCCUAUUUUCAAAUUCUUGAAACAAUUACCACUCCCUUUGGAGAUUGUUAUAUUCUUCCAAAAUGGAUGUUCGGAAAUGAAAACGUGAAAUGCAUUGCCACCAAUGACGGAAGUAAAAUGGCAAUUGUCACAGAAUCCAACAGCGUUUAUGUCUAUGGAAUGGAGGGAUUUUCAGGAAAAAAAGUAUUUGUCACUGAUACGAUCAGCUUCACGAAUAGACCAUUUGCCAUUCAAAUAAGGCCUCCUAAAAGCGCUUUUCAACAUGUAGAAUUUAACGAAGGAAAAUUCUUUACAUGUAAUCAAUUCCAAAUUGAAAAUGUGAAAUGUGGAAAUAAUUUCAUAGCCUGCUUGUGUAGAAACCAUGAAAUAGUAAUUGCUGGUGAUAACUCAAUACGGACUAUUGGGUUACCUUCACCAUCGUUUUAUGGAAUUUUGACACCAUUGAGAUUUAAUCAACUUAUUGAGGAUGAAAAAAAUAGAAAUGAUAACGUUAUUGACAUGGCGAGUGGAUUCUCUUUCAUAUGUUACUUAACAUCGAGUGGACAUGCCUUUUAUUCAGGUACUCUUGUCAAAAGAUGUCCAGAACGCAUUGAGCCAAUUUUAAUCUCGAACUAUGAAAAUCAGAAAAUUGUUAAAAUUGCAGCUUACGGAAAAUCGGCUACUUUUUUGUUGGAUGACCAUAGAACUCUGUGUCACAUGAUCAGCGGAUUGACAUUCAAAGAAAUUGUCUUGGAAUUUCCUGAAGAGAUAGUUGAUUUGUGUUGUGGGGAUGAUAUAUUGCAAGUUCUUACGCGAUGUGAAUCUGAUCAACCUAGGUUGCUGAAUGUAUAUACUGUUGUUUUUUCGGAGAGGGCACUACAAUCCAUUCACUCGCUCACAGACAUUGUUAUGUCACAAAAGCCAGAACAACAUGGAGUGGAGGUGAAAUAUCACAACUGUAACAGCACUUCAAUUUAUGGACUGGGGUUGUCUCCCCCUUCAUCUCUUCAUGAUGAAAAUGUUAACGGUGAUGAUGCGGUGUGUUCUCUCUAUUCAAAUUUCUCUGAUUCUCACAAAUCAUUGAGACUCUGCCUCUACUCACAAGUUUAUCGCCAAUUUGAUAGCUUAAUCAAUGGUAUUGAUACAAAGGACAUUCAAUAUAUGAAACAGAAUUUGGUGAGUUUGAUCAAAAACGCUCCAAACUUUGGCUUUCAGUCAGAUAUUUGUGUUCAAAUGGCAUGA
Naegleria lovaniensis is the source of this 1692-nucleotide messenger RNA. RefSeq lists its product as uncharacterized. The record is from RefSeq and is a predicted model, not a curated record. The transcript has a single exon. Bases 1 to 1692 code for a protein of 563 amino acids. Lineage: Eukaryota; Heterolobosea; Eutetramitea; Acrasida; Naegleriidae.